AUGGCGUGUAGGGUGUGUGGCUCCAGGGAAGACCAAUAUUGUUGUCAGCAUGUCAACCGGGAUUUACCUCCCGAACCUGGUUAUAUGACCACCACCAACAAUUCUCACCCUCAUAGCUACUCAAACUUAAACCAUGAGGCGUACAUUAGCAAUGUCCCCCAUUAUUCUCAAUCAGUGGAUUCAUAUCCCAUUGGAAACCAAUCCACACUCCAACUUCAAGAGCCAGGCAUCUCUUAUUCCAGUGGUUACGCACCAUCGACUCAAUUAUUCUGCACUUCAACUGGAAAAAUCUAUGAUUCCUCGUCUCUCUCUCUCGAUCCAGGAGCCUUCACCAACAAUGCACAUUCACAUGGAUCAAGCGUUGGGUGGAUGAAACAAAGCCAUGGGGGCGAUGAAGCAACUCAAUUGAGCUUUGCGAAGCCAGGGCAGUCAAUUGGGCCAGAAGUGGGGUGGCCAAGUUUGGGGAAUCGAGAUGCGCACCGCUCUUUCUAUUCUAAAUACCCCUCAACCAAUUUCACUUCGAUGAAAAGCUCGCAAGCAUAUUCCCUUAGUGGGUGUGAUUUAUCAGGGUAUGUAAGCAAUUGGGAGCAAGAUCCAAGUCAGCAGAACAACCAUGUGGCCUCAGGAAAUGAAGGAAUACAAGUCGCUACAGAAGAUAAUAGCCGAAUGAACCAGGCAGGUAUUGUUUUGAGAGGCCCUAAGCCUUCCGACACAUCGGAGGCUCGUUAUCCUUUCGUCAAUAUGGCCCAAUCGCAGUAUUCACCCUCCUAUUCGUACGAGCAUUCUCGAAUCCAGGAACCUUUUACCGUAGUCGCCACAAAUCAAGAGCCAGCAGCUUUGAACAACCAAACCCAAUAUUCACCAUCAGGCGCUAUAAGUGAUCAGUGGCAGUUUCCUUGCAAGUGUCCACAUGAAAAAUGCAGGCGCAACAAUACAAAGAUCUUUACAGAGUCUUCCGGCUUGCAAGCCCACUGGUAUAGAGCACAUGAAAAGCGAUUCUCCUGCCCAGAGUGCAAUGCAGUGUUCGGGACAGCUGCAGAAGUCAGGCGUCACUCGACGGCUAUACAUGUCGAUGGCCCUAAGGAAUUUACCUGCGAUGUCCCACUUUGUGCUGGCCGCGCAAAGGAGUUCAACAGAAAGCAUCGCUUGAAGGAACACAUGGAGAAGUGGCACGGCUAUUUCUACUGUUCUGCUAUGGAUUGUUCUCGGGGUCCUGGACACGGUUUCAAGGAUCAGACAUCACUGAAUGAUCACCAGGCCAAAUCCCAUGGCCAUGGCGGCUUUAGGUAG
Molecule: messenger RNA, 1290 nt
Organism: Botrytis deweyae
Lineage: Eukaryota; Fungi; Ascomycota; Leotiomycetes; Helotiales; Sclerotiniaceae
Exons: 1
Coding region: 1-1290 (429 amino acids)
Biological process (GO): regulation of transcription by RNA polymerase II
Cellular component (GO): nucleus
Molecular function (GO): RNA polymerase II transcription regulatory region sequence-specific DNA binding; DNA-binding transcription factor activity, RNA polymerase II-specific
Source: RefSeq, a predicted model, not a curated record